AUGCCCAUCUACGACAUAACCCACUACCUCCCUAUCCAAACACCCCCACCCCCCGAAACCGACGAAGCCUACUACACCAAACCCAUCCUCGUCCUCAUCGUCUCCCACCGAAUCAACACCUGGAACAAGUAUCUUUCUCUCAUCCGCAAACUCCAGCGCGAGGCCCGCCUCCUCUGCGUCACAAACGUCUACGACCUGAACGAGCUGGUCGACCAGCACGCAGACGAGAUUGCCGGAUUUAUCGCCACAACGGGGGAUAUCAUGCUCGCGGACGACUCCAGCUCAAACUCAAACUCAGCAGCUGAAACCGAGUCUGAAACCGGAGGAAUGAUAGAGGGCCUCCCCACCCGCCUCUCCACCCUCCUCAAACACCACGCGUACUCCCUCAGGAUGAAUCGGUGGACGCUUUGGCAUCGGCGGCCAUGGAUUGAGACGCCGGACACGGUAGUUGGGGAGUGGGAUGAGAAUCAGUCUGAGGGCGAGGUUGCUGGUGACGAGGAGGGAAGCGAGGAGAUUGAAGAAGAUGACGGCGGAGCUGAUGAAGAUGGAGAUGGGGAGGACAACGAUGAAAAGCUUCGUGCCGACUGCGCUGUAGCCAUCCACGAGGUGAAACUCGCGAACGAGACUGAAACCGAAACCGAGGACGGAGGAAGAAGCUAUGUCCCCUUUAUCGGUCACUUGGAGGACAGCCGCUCGAUGGCCUCGUUGAUACUAGGGAUAUGCGGUGUUGAGAUGGACGAUUCUGAAUAG
Messenger RNA from Aspergillus fumigatus Af293, 750 nucleotides. RefSeq lists its product as uncharacterized. Bases 1 to 750 code for a protein of 249 amino acids. The record is from RefSeq and is a predicted model, not a curated record. The transcript is spliced from 3 exons. NCBI's taxonomy places the organism in Eukaryota, Fungi, Ascomycota, Eurotiomycetes, Eurotiales, Aspergillaceae.